This is a messenger RNA of Helianthus annuus (common sunflower), 606 nucleotides long. RefSeq lists its product as uncharacterized. The transcript has a single exon. Lineage: Eukaryota; Viridiplantae; Streptophyta; Magnoliopsida; Asterales; Asteraceae. The record is from RefSeq and is a predicted model, not a curated record. The coding region runs from base 1 to 606 and encodes 201 amino acids.
AUGGAGUUCUCGUCUUUCUCGGUUUGGAAUUCGUUGAGAAUUACCCAGCAGGAAGUUGAUUGGGCUGUGGUAAUUUGGUUUCCUCAAUGUAUUCCCAAACAUGCUUUCUUGGUUUGGCUGAUUAUGCGCAAGAAAUUACUCACUCAAGAUAAGAUUCUGAAAUGGGGUCUAGAGAGGAGGAAAAAUAUGAACAUGAUGUGCUGUCUUCUAUGCUAUGCGGAUAUAGACUCUCAUGAUCAUCUUUUUUUCGAAUGUAAGUUCUCUGCUCAUGUUUGGUCAUUGGUUCGCUCUAAGGUUGGAAUGGAUACAGUGGAUCCUAAAUGGAGCUCGAUUGUGAAUUGGUUAAUGUCAAGACGAAGAUUGAAGACGGCGGCUAGUUUUGUUGAGCGGAUUCUCGUGGGAGCUACGGCAUACACUAUAUGGCAAGAACGUAAUGCGAGACUUUUCAAAAACCAAACAAGACCGCCGGACUCCCUAAGUGAAGUAAUUUUAACGACUGUCCGAUAUAAACUCAUGGGUAUGAAGUUCAAGCCGUGUGCUAGUGUUAGGCGUUUGAUGGGAGCCUGGGAGAUUCCGGAUGAUGUUUUGAAGAAUGAUGGAGGCUAA